GGGAACUCUUCCUAGCUUGAAGAUUCUCAUUUUGCAUUUCAACAAGUUCUAUGGUGCAAUUAAUGUUCCAGAAUUCCUUAUUUCCUGAUCUACGGAUUGUUGACCUUUCUCAUAAUGGAUUUGUUGGUCCUCUACCAACAAAAUACUUCAACUUGUGGAGUGCCAUGGUAGAUGUUGAUAAGGAGAACACAAAAUAUUGGCAUGCAUAUGACAAUUAUAUGUUGAAUGGCUUAAUUGGUGCCAGUCCAUACCCCUACUCAAUGACAAUAACAAACAAAGGAGUGAAAAUGGAAUAUGCAAAGGUAUCAAAGAUUUUCUCUGCCAUUGAUCUUUCUUGCAACAAAUUUGAUGGAGAGAUUCCAGAUGUAGUAGGGAGCUUAAAGGGACUUCAACUGCUCAACCUUUCCGAUAACAUCCUUGUUGGUCCAAACCCACCAGCCUUGGGAAAUCUCAAAAAUGUUGAAGCUCUAGACCUUUCUCAAAACAAGCUUGUAGAAAGCAUUCCGAUGCAGCUGACGCCGUUCAAUUUCCUCAAAGUUUUCAAUGUAUCUUACAACUAUUUGACAGGACUUAGCCCGAAUGUUCAAUAAUAUGAUACAUUUGAUAAUAGCUCAUUUGAUGGGAAUUUAGGGUUGUGUGGAUUGCCACUGUCAAGGAAAUGUGACAAUUCAAAGGCCUCGCCUCCACCAUCUUCCAACUCUAAAGGAAAUGAAGAUUCUGGAUUACUAGCUGAAUGAAUUUGGCUGGAAAGCAGUGGCAUUGGGUUGUGGAUGUGGAUUCCUUGUUGGUGUGGUGAUUGGAAACAUUGUUUUUGCAAGAACAUGUGAGUGGCUGAUGAGGACUUUCCGAAUUAGGAUGUCAAGGAGGAGAAUGGUGAGGAGGAUCCGUUGAAGACGAAUGUUUAUCUGUUGGUGGUAGCCUUUGGCUAUGUAUUCUUUUGCCUACAUUUCUUUGUUUUUUUCUUGUUUUUAUUUUGUGUGCGCGAACUGUUGUACUUUAAAGCUGCAUCAAUAAAUUGCACUUCAACUU
Molecule: messenger RNA, 1029 nt
Organism: Rubroshorea leprosula
Lineage: Eukaryota; Viridiplantae; Streptophyta; Magnoliopsida; Malvales; Dipterocarpaceae
Source: the annotation of a GenBank genome assembly